Molecule: messenger RNA, 3635 nt
Organism: Chanos chanos (milkfish)
Lineage: Eukaryota; Metazoa; Chordata; Actinopteri; Gonorynchiformes; Chanidae
Gene: sack1hb
Product: family with sequence similarity 83 member Hb
Exons: 5
Coding region: 1-3591 (1196 amino acids)
Biological process (GO): intermediate filament cytoskeleton organization; signal transduction; positive regulation of cell migration
Cellular component (GO): keratin filament
Molecular function (GO): keratin filament binding; protein kinase binding
Source: RefSeq, a predicted model, not a curated record
AUGCCUCACCGCUCCCAGAGUUCCUCGGUGGGAGACAAUCCCCUUGACCCAAACUACGUGCCCCCGCACUACCGGGAGGAGUACCGACUGGCCAUUGAUGCACUGGUGGAGGAAGAUGUUGAGGGUUACUAUGGCUUCCUGCAAAACGCAAACAUGGUUGAGUUCCUCGCUCAGCCGGAGAUCGAGCACAUAAAGAGAACUGUCCAGGUGCCUCAGAGUGCAGGGUCUGUGCCAGAACUGACUUAUCAUGAAACUGAUCAGGAUGGAUCGUCUGAUACAUACUGGCCCUUACACUCUGACCUCGACGCUCCAGGGCUGGACCUCGGUUGGCCCCUCCCACAGCACAGCUUUGUGGGCCCAACAGAGGUUAUAACACUAGUUAAUCCGUCAGACCCUGAAAUGCCCAGCAUUAAAGAGCAGGUUCGGCGACUCAUCAAAAAUGCCCAGCAGGUCAUUGCCAUAGUGAUGGAUAUGUUCACAGACAUAGAUAUCUUUUCCGAUCUUCUGAAUGCUGCAGCGCGACAUGUGGCUGUGUACAUUUUGUUGGAUGAACAGAAUUCCCAUCAUUUCCUUUCUAUGGUGACCAGCUGUAAAGUAAACCUUGAAAUGAUCCCAAUGAUGCGAGUGAGAACAGUGGCUGGCAUCACUUAUUUCUGCCGCACGGGGAAAUCAUUUAAAGGGCAGAUGAUGGACCGUUUCCUGCUGGUUGACUGCAGAGCAGUUCUCAGUGGCAACUACAGCUUUAUGUGGUCUUUCGAGAAGAUCCAUCGCUGCAUGGCUCAUCAGUUCUCUGGAGAGCUGGUGUCCUCCUUUGAUGAGGAGUUCCGGAUUCUGUUUGCCCAGUCUCAGCCUCUUGUCAUCGAAAGUGCCCUGGUACCCGUGCCUCCUGACAAUGCUGGUGGUUACCUCGGCAACCAUGGGUAUGGUUUGAAGAGGUCGCAGUCCUUUAGACAUCAGCGUGGAUUCAUGCGACAUACUGAACUCUCAGGCUUUCCAUUUGGAGAUCGUCUAGACUCUGCCCUACCUUUCCGCAGGGAGGAACCAUUCCGGCACGGUCUCGAGACAGGGGCUGGUGCAGUGCAGAUUAGCCGCUUUGCCUCACAGCAGUUUAAGAUGCAGCAGUCUUUCCUGGAUCAGGGACGCUCAAUCAUGGCUUCUAGACAAUUAGAGAUGAAUGCCUACAAGAGACACAGCUACGCUGAGGGCACCAGGGAGAGCUACUCCUCCGCUCGACAAUAUAUGAAACAGCGUGUUAUGAACAACCUGGAAGAAAUGGAAUCCCACUAUCAGAGAGAGCAGCACCUCUAUCAGAGCGAGGGGCUAGGACCAGGAUCUGGGAGAUAUGAACCUCUUAGGAACCGCAGCCUUCACCAGUUAGACCAGUAUUCUGACUCAGGGUACCCCCCUGAACUGGAGGCACCAGGAAACUACAAUGUUUUAACCUCUGAUGAUCUCAGACAUGAUCCAGGUAGCAAACAUCAUCAUCAAGAUGGAGGUCGGUAUGGCUCUUCUAGCCAGAAGAGGCCCAGUGUAGGCCAACCAUAUGUCUGUCAGAGCUCCCCCACCCGACUGCACCCUCCAGACCAGAAGCAUCAGUUUCCUCCUGGGGAACAGGAACGGCAAUCCCAGGACCACAAUGUGAGGCAGGGGUUGCGGAACUGGAGAAUCAACUCCUACCUCAGUGCCAAUGACGACGCAGGAGAGGAGGGCUUGUCUCAGCCUUUAGGACCAGACACCUUUGACGAACCAGAGCAGCAAUCCUCCGAAUUAUCCAGUAUGCCUAUUAAACCUCUGCUGGACCUGCGCCCACGCUUUGGCAAACCUAUCUUACCUGUGAAGGACCCAGGGAAGGAGACUCGUAGUAGCAGUAGUGACCAGGUGCCCACAGGAAGUGAUUCUCAGAUGAUAAGGGCUGUCUCAAACACAUCACUGGCAUCAUCAGUAGGGACAGAGAGUGAAAAGGAAACUGAGUUGAGGGACACAAAACAGAUUAGCAUCACAAAGCAUGAAUCAUUCCGAAGUCGAAUCAAUCCAAUGCUGCAAAGGAGCUCUCGGUUACGCUCUUCCCUCAUCUUCAGCUCCUCUAAGCUAGAGCAGCAUAGCGCCACACUUGGCAAGCCUGAUGGGGAUCUGCAGGAAGAAGGGGAGCCUGACCCCCUAAAAACCUCCUCCAUUGUUGCAUCAAUCCUCGAGAAGAGACGUUCCUUUUCUAGGGAGCCUUUUGACUGGAGCAGACACAAGAAAACAGAUACAAAGGAUAAAGAGGACUCAACAAGUUCAGAAACAACUAAACAAAAGGAAGAGGCCACUGAAAGCAUUUCUGAAGAGCCCCCCAAAGAAAGCAAGGAAAAGCCAAAGAGUGCUGUAUUAGAAAAGCAACCUGAAACUAAAACAGAAGCAGAAACUCUAGAAAUCAAACCACUGCCCGCUCUCAACAUGAAUGAUCCAGCGAGUCGACUUCAGUACUUCAAAGAACUGGCGGCAAAGAGGAAGACCUCAAGAACAGCAUCAGAGUCCUCUUCAAAAAGUCAAGAACCUGCUUCAAAAAAGCAAGACAUCUCAGCUACGCCUCCAGGCUCUACAGAGAAGAAUGUGUCUGUUUUCUCAGCAGAGCCCACUCCAAAGAAACCAGAGGCUCCAACUGUGCUGACAGAUCCUGUUGCCAAGCCUCCAGUUCCUCCAGUCAAACCAAAACCAUCAGAGCCCAGUGCUGACAACCAGCGUAAGAGCAGCAUGGAAACUCUAGAAGUGCCAAAGAAAGAGCCUGCAAAGGAACCAACAAAAUCUCUGAAACCUUUCCCCUCACCUAAGUUCUUCAAAAGGGACACACUGAAACCUUCAAAGGGCUCUCACUCUAGACGUAUCUCCUGUGGGGAGGAGAUUCUCACAGAUGCAACAGAUUCAGAGAAAAGUGAGCUUAAGAAGUCUCGCAGCCAUAGCUCAUCAAGCAUGCCUCGAAGUGAGUCCAAGGAAAGUCUUCCCCUGAGCAGGCAGGGCUCAAACACGUCCCUGAACAUGGUGGGUUCUGACAGCAAGGACACUAAGGCUUUGGACUUCUUGAAGAAACAAACUCAGCGACUUAAAGGCUUUCUGGGGCCUAAGGGGGAAAAGAAGAGUACAAGUGUGUCAGGCCCUGCAGAGGACAAGCAAAUGAAAACAGUCCCUGAGAUGUCAGAAGAGCCAUCCAAGAAAGGCAAGGAAACGCGCACAGAUUCCGUGACAACAUCAGGGGUAGAAAGCAAUAAAUCUACAGCAAAACCGGGUCAUUCACGAUAUCAGUCCUCUAAUGUGCUCUUCAGCAGUAACCUCAGAGAUGACACAAAGGUGAUCCUGGAACAAAUUUCUGCUAACAGCCAAAAGAACCGGUUAGAGCAAGCCAAGCAGGCUGAGGAGGCUGGAAAUGGUUCGGGAGGGAAGGACCACGGAUCCAACAAGGACGAUGAGUCAUCCACACGGUACCAGAUUCGAAACCGGUUUAGCCGACCGCAAGCCAAUCCCCAAGAGAGAGACAGUCUGCUUCAGAGAAUCGAGAGCAUGCGCAAGGAGAAGAAGGUCUACAGUCGCUUUGAGAUGGGGAAUAACCUGGGAUAACAAAACAUGGAGGAAAUGGCCCAUGGUCUCCCUGCUGCUCUGAG